Molecule: messenger RNA, 1028 nt
Organism: Zingiber officinale
Lineage: Eukaryota; Viridiplantae; Streptophyta; Magnoliopsida; Zingiberales; Zingiberaceae
Exons: 1
Coding region: 22-966 (314 amino acids)
Source: RefSeq, a predicted model, not a curated record
UAUUUGUGCUAAAGAUAGGAAAUGGCUGAGCCUGAUUGCAUUGGCAGUAGCUGCGCCUCUCCACCUUCUCCGCUCUUUCCCUCAUUUUCAUUCUUCCAAAUUGAGUUCUACAUCUUUCCUCCUCUUCUUCUCCUAGUGCUUCUUAUUCCUCUCGCGUUAGAUUUCGUCGGAUUGAUGUGGCCGGCGUGGGGAAAACUGCACCUCCCUCGAGGCGGCGGAGGCGGCGGCGGCGGCCGCGCUAUCACGUCCCCCUCGCCGCCCCCGCGAUCUUCAUUUCUCAUCCGCUCCUCCUCCCUCAAGGACAUUCUCUCCCUCCUCGACGAUUGUGAGGCCUUCGACCGCAGUAACCCCUCCACCGCCCCCUCCCGCGCUUCCUCUCCUCCUCCUCCGCCGUCGCCGCUCGUGCACCACUCCCGGCCGGCCUCCGCCGCUCUCCUCCGCCCCUGGUGCUCCUCGCAGGAGAAAGAUCCCUUCGGCCUCCCGCCCGGAGAGGAGAAGCGCGUCAUCCUCUACUUCUCCUCCUUUCGCGUCGUCCGCCGCACCUUCGAGGACUGCGCCGCCGUCCGCGCCAUCCUCCGCGGCCUCCGCGUCGCCGUCGACGAGCGCGACGUCUCCAUGGACGCCGGGUUCCUGCGCGAGCUGAGGGGCGUCCUUGGAGGCCGCCCGCAACCCGUAGGCGUCCCCCAGGUGUUCAUCGGCGGUCGCCACAUCGGAGGCGCGGAGGAUCUCCGGCGGCUCCUCGAGGCAGGGGAGCUAAGGCGGUACGUGGAGGGUGUGGCGCCGGCGGCGACGGAGAUCUGCGACUGGUGCGGUGACCUCCGCUUCUUGGUGUGCCGGAGGUGCAGCGGGUCGCGGCGGUGCUACUCCGAGAAGGGCAACGCCGGCGGGGCGUUCCGAGCCUGCACCGCCUGCAACGAGAACGGGCUCAUCCGGUGCCCCCGAUGCUGCGCCUCGACAGUCGUCUGAUCGUGAUCGGACCGUCAGUGAUAGAUGUCUCUGUACGCUCUCGUAAGCAAGUACUAAUUGCA